AUGUCCUCUUGCAAUGCAAGUCCUGCCCUUUCCUCCCUGUCGGACUACAGAAGAUAUGGUCGUCAAAUGAUCAUUGAUGGCCUGGGACUUCCCGCUCAAGUAAAACUGCAAAAUGCCUCUGUACUUGUCGUCGGUGCUGGUGGUCUUGGAUGUCCUACACUACAAUAUCUCUGUGCUGCAGGCGUUGGUCGACUCGGUAUUGUUGAUCACGACGUGGUUGAGCUUUCCAAUCUACAACGUCAAGUGCUUCACUCAGAAGCAACUAUCGGAAUACCAAAAGUCGAAUCCGCCGCUCAGGCUCUCAAAAAACUAAACAGCACAACACGAAUAGACGAACACAACACCGCUCUCUCCCCCUCAAACGCAGAAUCCAUCUUAUCCCAAUACGAAGUGAUCAUUGACUGUACAGACAACGCGCCCGUGCGGUACCUUCUCUCCGAUACCUGCGUGCGCCUCAAUCGGCCUCUCGUCAGUGGCGCAGCCCAACGACUCGACGGCCAACUCUGCGUAUACAACCUUCCUCUUCCCUUCGAACAAAACGAACACAAAAACAACAACGGCGGAGCCCCAGAGCGCGGACCAUGUUAUCGAUGUCUCUUCCCAAGACCGCCCGCCCCGGAAAUGUCGGGAAGCUGCGAAGAAACGGGUAUCUUGGGCGCGGUGACGGGUGUCAUUGGUUCUUUACAAGCACUUGAGGCAAUCAAGAUCAUAGCCGGAUUACACGACGGCAAACCCUCUUUACUCGUCUACUCCGCCCUCGCCUCGCCUCCAUUCCGAAGCGUCAAACUACGCACACGUCGGAAAAACUGUCCCGCCUGCGGGGACGAAGGCGAGAGGAUUGGCAAGAUCUCGGAACUCGAUUAUAUCACCUUCUGUGGUGGACCCAGACCAAAUUGGGUACAACGCGGACUUGUCGUAAACAACUCUCGAAGAAGAAUUAGCGCAAAUGAAUUAAACCAACGGAUACAAUCCCAAUCCAACUCGCGCUCAAUUCGGAUAUUAGACGUCCGAAGCCCCGUCGAAUUCGGUAUCUGCCACCUCCCCAGCUCGCAAAAUACACCGCUCUCAGAAAUCGUAGCAUCUCCAACAUCAUAUACAUCAUAUACAUCAUAUAAUUAUAAUGGAAGAAAAAGUCCAACAAAGUCCUCCGUUUCAAACGAAGCAAACGAAGACGGAGAAACACAAGAAACACAAGAAGAAAAGCCAUUAACAGUCUUCGUCUGUCGACUUGGUAACGAUUCUCAGAUCGCCGCGGAUGCCUUGAGGGAUACCAGUAGCGGCGGGGAGGACACAAACGAGAUUGUAGAAGAAAUCGUAGAUCUUAUCGGGGGACUGAGGAGCUGGGCUGCUGAAGUUGACCCAGAAUUCCCCGUGUACUAA
Molecule: messenger RNA, 1380 nt
Organism: Fomitiporia mediterranea MF3/22
Lineage: Eukaryota; Fungi; Basidiomycota; Agaricomycetes; Hymenochaetales; Hymenochaetaceae
Exons: 7
Coding region: 1-1380 (459 amino acids)
Biological process (GO): protein urmylation; tRNA wobble position uridine thiolation
Cellular component (GO): cytoplasm; cytosol
Molecular function (GO): adenylyltransferase activity; thiosulfate-cyanide sulfurtransferase activity; URM1 activating enzyme activity
Source: RefSeq, a predicted model, not a curated record